AUGUAUGCAGCUCCCAUAAUAGCUUCAUCUAUAUCCCCUCAGAGCAGCGGAGGAGAAACGUUCUACUACAGCCCGUGGAUCAAGCAGAGCCCGCGGCCGGAAACACACCCAUGCGACGACCUGCGGGGCGAGAGGGAGGCAUGGUACGCCCAGGCUGAGCGCGUGGGCGUGGUGAUCGUGGGCGGGGGCCUCGCCGGCCUGUCUGCGGCGAAGACCCUCGCGGACAACGGCUUCAGCGACUACGUCCUCCUGGAGGCGCAGGAACACCUGGGGGGCCGCGUGUACACCGUCAGGGAAGGCUCUAUCACGGUCGAAGAGGGUGCCGAGUGGAUUCACGGAGGCUGGCGGAACCCCUUGUACCGCAUCGCUCGAGAGAUCGAGGCCGUGGAUCCUCUUUUGCCAGACGAUGCCUUCGAGUGGCGAAUUGUGACCCAGGAUGGAGCUCCGGUCAACAAGUCCUACGGUGACCUUUUGGAGGAACUGAGAGAUGUCUGCGAAAGGUCGGACUUCGGACUCCUGCCUUACUACGACCUCCCUUACGGCUUGUGUUAUUUGAACAGGUUUAGCCAAGAAUAUGCCCCAGUGAAGGAUGCCGGCAUAAGGAGAGGCUUACUUCAUUUUCUGGAGCAGGUACUUGAGCUCCCUUUUUGCAAGGGUGGAUACGUCGACUUGGGCAUCGCCGACAAGGUCCAGCUCGGUUGGGCGACCCCGUGGUGGGGCGACAGACCGCUCACCCUCGACAUCAUCUGGACCUCCAAGGAUAUUCCUCAGGACAGGCUGUGGCUAUACAACAUCGUGAACAUAGAGAGUCCUCACAGCGCGCCCAACGUCCUGCAAGUGUUCCUCGUGGGAAGAGACUCCGUCACGAUGGAGAACCUGCCCGAGGAGACGGUCCUGGAGCACAUGAUGUACUUCCUGAAGAGACUCACCCGCGCGGAGGUCCCGGAUCCCAUCUUCUUCCACAGAACAACAUGGUACAACAACCCCUGGACGCGCGGAGCCUAUGAAACGUACAUCAGCCUCUGGGGCGAGCAGCAGGGCAUGGAGAGCCACGACCCUCUGGCCAUCCCCGUCGCCAACUCGAACGGCGUUGAGGUGGUGGCGUGGGCGGGCGAGCACACCCACAGCACGCGCUUCGGGACCGCCGACGGGGCCAUGGCCACGGGCGAGCGGGAAGGCUACAGGAUUCUCGACUUGCUUGAAGAGCAGAGACUCUAAGGACGAACAUUUUUUUUUUUUUUUCAUUUUCCUGGUCGUCAUUCCCCAUUCCUUAUGUUGUGUCCCCUCUUUCUUUCUUUCUUUCUUUCUUUAUUCAGCUAUGUUUCUUUUGUCUUUCUUUUCUGCUAUAAAUCCUAUUACUUUCCUUAUUCGUUUUCUUCUUAAUCCAAGAUCUUGCCAUUCUUGAUUUAGGAAGAAGGAUCAUUCAUGGAAGAGGCAGGGGGGGGGGGGGGGGGUCACAGCCAAGAUGGAUGCAAUUGCAUGCCUUCGAACCAGACAUCACAGAAGAGACAUGAUGAAGCACACACAAGGAGAAAAACAUUAAGAGGAAUAUGUUGCGCGAAUAAUGCUAGAUAGAAGGCUACAGUUCCAAACGCCUCUAUUUGAAAUACACCAAAUUAAAGGAAAACAUGAAGGGAACCAGUCAUUGUAAGCAAGUUAAGAAAAAAGGACGUCCAGCUCAGAGACAUAUCACACGGAGCAGCGGAAUCUCCCUCUUAAUGCGACUGAAUUUCGAGAAUCGAGACAGCCAGAGAUGCAUCAAUAUCUCGCCAAUGGUAUUAUGCGGCGUAUUAAAGUCUACACCAAUCAAAACGUGUACUAUAUAGAUAAUACCAUAUUAUAGUGUAA
Penaeus chinensis is the source of this 1848-nucleotide messenger RNA. RefSeq names its product spermine oxidase-like. Gene Ontology annotation, molecular function: polyamine oxidase activity. The transcript is spliced from 10 exons. NCBI's taxonomy places the organism in Eukaryota, Metazoa, Arthropoda, Malacostraca, Decapoda, Penaeidae. The coding region runs from base 1 to 1218 and encodes 405 amino acids. The record is from RefSeq and is a predicted model, not a curated record.